Peronospora farinosa is the source of this 1143-nucleotide messenger RNA. The record is from the annotation of a GenBank genome assembly. NCBI's taxonomy places the organism in Eukaryota, Oomycota, Peronosporomycetes, Peronosporales, Peronosporaceae.
AUGGCUGAGCUUCUGGUAAAUGUGCCGCAGAUGCAGCGUGAUCUCCAGUGCGCACGCGAGGAAAAUGCGUAUCUGCGUACAUUGUUGAAGCAGUUAAAUGUGUCCGAUUUGAGCCAAGCGCCAUUGUCUCUUCCUUACUAUAAGACUGAUGAUUCAAGUGUCAACGAUACGGACGACAUUGAGUUUAAUCACACUCUAGCACGACGUCAGGCACGUCUGGACUUGGAUAAUGACUCGAGAGAGACGUUAACAACAGGACUAGAGCUUAAAACUGCCAACGACCGUGUAUCGAUGCUGGAAUGGCAGCUGUUAAACGCAGAAGAAACUAUUUGCCACCUAAAAGCUGAGAAACUGGCGGCGCUACGGGACAUUGAGCGACUUAGUUCUGCGACAAUGGAUACAGAAAGACAAGCAUCAAGUAUAAAGAACGACAGUGAAGAGCAGUGUACAUUGGUGCUGGAGUUGAAGACGAGAUUGGCUGAAGACAAGCAGGUCUAUGCACUCGAGCAGGAACAACAAAUGGCUGUGAUUCGAGACCAAGAGAGUGAACUGAAGACGCUGCGUAGACAAUUGGACGACACAAUGAAACAACUAAAAGAGCUGCAGCAGAGACAUAUGGAUUUAUUAGAGCUGGACGAAGAGGCGACAAUGGAGCAACAGCGCGUUCUUAUCAGCGACGGAAAUCGGUUCAGUGUGUCCGGAGAAGAAAGCGAUGAAGACGACGAAACGAUGGUGGUUAAGCAACGCAAUGAUUGCAAUCCUGGGCGAGCUCGAGCUUCAGCUUCAGCUGACGCAGUGAAUUCUAAAUGGCAUGAAGAGCUCGUGCACCAUCCGACGCCUCACUUCGACAUGCAGUCGCCUGAGGUGGCCUACAUUCUCCGAGCGUGGACAAAUAAUAUUAAGAAGAUGCGCUACUUACGUCGCUGGCUUGUACAAGUAGUGGCCACAAAAGGACCGCUUCCAGACGAUUUCCCCAUGGCUGUAGAGCUGCCACGGCUUCCACCCGAGGUGCGCGACGGGUUUCUUACACUCAUACUUCCGCUGCUUCGCAAGCAGACUGAGAGAGAGAUUCUCGCUCAUUCCCGUCGACACAACGACGGCAUUCAUACCGACUUGCGUUUCCGUGCAGUGCCGCGUCAAUAA